CUGCCCCAGCACUCGUGCGUGCCGAACGUGUUCGUGGACACGCACGACCCUCGCUUCCCGUGGGUGUCUUUCUUCGCUCUCCGCGCGGUGCGGGCCGGGGGCGAGCUCACGUGGAACUACAACUACGACGUGGGUUCCGUGGCCGGGAAGGUCCUCUACUGUUACUGCGGGGCCCCAACGUGUCGCGGCCGGCUGCUGUGA
Messenger RNA from Danaus chrysippus (African queen), 201 nucleotides. The record is from the annotation of a GenBank genome assembly. NCBI's taxonomy places the organism in Eukaryota, Metazoa, Arthropoda, Insecta, Lepidoptera, Nymphalidae.